CAGAAAGUGGGUGAGUGAGUGAUGAGAGCAGAGUGGAGAAGAAAGAAGAAAGAUGAAGGAGAGGUUGGGGAUGAUGGUGGUGUUAAUGGUAGUGGUGUGUUUGGAAGUAGGAAUGAAUACACUCAACAAAGUUGCCACCACAAGAGGGAUGAGUAACUUCAUCUUUGUUCUGUAUUCUAAUGCCUUGGCUUUACUUUUCCUUCUUCCUUCAACUAUUCUCUAUCACAGACUGAUGCCUCCACCUGUAUUGACGUUUGGUAUUUUCGGUAGAAUUUGUAUAACAGCUCUGCUAAGCUAUGCUGGCCAAACUUUGCAAUACAUAGGCAUCGAGUAUAGCUCUCCAACUUUGGCAUCCGCAAUGGCUGACCUUAUUCCCGCCUUCACAUUCAUAUUUGCGGUCGUCGCCGGGAUGGAAAUAUUAUCAUUGAAGGAACGGAGUAGCUUAGCCAAGUCUAUUGGGACGAUCGUUUUGAUCACAGGGGCUUUUGUGAUUACCUUCUAUAAGGGCCCUCCAUUAUUGCUGUUUCAACACGCAUAUUAUAACUCUCUACUCCCCCAGCAAUCAAACUGGAUCCUCGGAAGCUUUAUCCUCGUCACUUCUAGCCUCUUCAUCUCGAUGUUGUUCCUUGUCCAGGCAUGGAUCUUGAAGGACUACCCCGGGGAGUUAAUGUUAACCGUAAUCACUUGUGCCCUUGUCACUAUACUAUCAGCUAUAGCUGCCAUGAUUGCUGAAAGGAAUGUAAAUGCUUGGAAGCUAAGACCAGAUAUGGAGUUGAUAGCUAUUUGUUACAACGCAAUUAUAAUGGUUGGGUUUCGGAGUGUUGUGUAUGCGUGGGCUGUGAGGAAGAAGGGACCGGUUUUUGUUGCAAUGUUCAUUCCUCUGGGAAUGGUGGCUGCUGUUAUCAUGGGGGUGACUUUUCUUAGAGAUGAUCUUUAUACUGGAAGUGUGAUAGGAGCAAGCAUUAUAGCUCUGGGAUUCUAUACCGUGAUGUGGGGGAAGGCAAUGGAAGUGAAAGAAAACAUUGAAACCAAUAUAGACAAUAGCAAUGAGAAAGUGCCUCUUUUGCCCCCUAAUAAAGGGGAUAGUGUAUAAAACUUUCCUAAAAUAUUUUAAUGUUUCCAUAUAGGUCUACUCUCUACCAGAGUAUUAA
Molecule: messenger RNA, 1151 nt
Organism: Ipomoea nil (Japanese morning glory)
Lineage: Eukaryota; Viridiplantae; Streptophyta; Magnoliopsida; Solanales; Convolvulaceae
Product: WAT1-related protein At3g28050-like
Exons: 7
Coding region: 53-1093 (346 amino acids)
Cellular component (GO): plasma membrane
Molecular function (GO): transmembrane transporter activity
Source: RefSeq, a predicted model, not a curated record